CACACAAUAUCCCCCUAUUUUCAUUUGUAUUAUUUUAUUUAUUUGAUUAAUUUGAAAAUUAGUAGUAAUAUACUAAUCAUAAUCAAUUAGUCGAAUUGUUAAUUUCAAAAAAUAGUAAUUAAGCAUCAAGCGCUUCUUCCAGGAACCUUCGUUUUUCUUUCUCUAUGUCCUAUUUUCAUCUAUUGCCGGCUCCAUUCUUCCGCACCCUUUUCAGAACAAGAAUUAAGCUAAAUAACCGUAAAUUCAGGGACCCUUUUUUCUCUAGAAACUGCAUGUUAUAUAGUUUACACACUAAUAUACACUAUUUUAACUUCUUUUUGUUACUACUAUUACUAUAACUUUUAGGAUUAUCAUUUAUGUUACUACUUACUAAUUUUGAUUAAUUAAAGUCCAAAUCAGUUAAGAGGAAGAUUCCACUAGCCGAUUUGUUGAUUUUUAUCUGCUGACCUGCUUUGACCAAUUGUUGAAUUGGCCUCUUUUGGUGUACUCAUCCAGAAUAUUUGUCAUUGAUUCAUUGAGGCUGAACUGAAAAUGGGAUCUGCUGGGGAGAAGUUAGAGCUUGAAUUUGACGAGGAGAUUCCAUUUAGUUCGUCUCAGGCAACUAUCAAGAUCGACAGUUUGCACUAUGAGGCACCUCAUAUUGUAUCACCCAGAAGUUAUCGCUCUUCUAGAGUCUUAAGAAAGAUGUAUCAGAUCAGCCUUCUAAGGAGUAUAUACAUUGUUGUUAUCAAAGCGAAGAUCAAUGUGUUGCUUCCUUUUGGCCCCUUGGCCAUAUUGCUACACUAUGUUACAGGAAAACAUGCUUGGGUAUUUUUCUUCAGUUUACUGGGCAUUACACCUUUAGCUGAGCGCUUGGGCUAUGCGACUGAGCAGCUUGCGUUCUAUACCGGGCCAACAGUUGGGGGCCUUCUUAACGCAACGUUUGGAAAUGCAACUGAAAUGAUAAUCUCACUGUAUGCAUUGAACAAUGGGAUGAUGCGGGUUGUUAAACAAUCCUUGCUGGGUUCCAUUUUAUCAAAUAUGCUCUUGGUGCUUGGCUGUGCCUUCUUCAGUGGUGGGAUUAUUCAUCAAGAGAAAGUUCAGGUGUUCAAUAAGGCGACUGCCAUUGUGAACUCUGGAUUGUUGUUGAUGGCAGUCAUGGGCUUAUUAUUCCCAGCUGUACUUCAUUUCACCCACACGGAAUUGCAUUUUGGCAAGUCACAGUUGGCUCUUUCAAGAUUUAGCAGUUGCAUAAUGCUGGUAGCAUAUGCAAGCUACCUAUUCUUUCAGCUCAAGAGUCAACCAAAUCUGUAUCGCUCCGUGAGUGAGGAUGGAGAACAUAAUUCAGAAGAUUCUGAAGAAGAAGAAGCGCCUGAGAUAACACAGUGGGAGGCUAUUGGGUGGCUUGCUGUUUUGACAACAUGGAUAUCAGUGCUGUCUGGAUAUCUAGUAGAUGCCAUUGAGGGUGCAUCUGACUCGAUGAACUUGCCGAUGUCCUUUAUUAGUGUCAUCUUGCUUCCAAUCGUGGGAAAUGCUGCAGAACAUGCCAGCGCAAUCAUGUUUGCAAUGAAAGAUAAGCUUGACAUCACACUCGGAGUUGCAAUUGGGUCAUCUACUCAGAUAUCGAUGUUUGUGAUUCCGUUUUGUGUUGUCGUUGGUUGGUUUAUGGGAAAGCCCAUGAACUUGAAUUUCCAGUUAUUCGAGACUGCUACACUCUUCAUCACAGUGCUAGUCGUGGCAUUCAUGCUGCAGGAAGGUACAUCAAACUAUUUUAAAGGGUUGAUGCUGAUCCUAUGCUAUCUGAUUGUUGCUGCAAGUUUCUUUGUGCAUGUUGAUCCAUCCAAAGAUGGAGACUAAGUAGAACCAUGGUUAUAUACCCAUGCCUCAGCCAAAUGAGCUCUUCGACUCCUGGCGAUGAAAUGAAUAGGCGUCCAGUCUUGCUAGCUGCACUACCCAAGUGAUGAUUGGGUUGGAGGAAUGAAGGGACUUGCUUGUUACAACAGAAUGUUCAAAUUAGUUCGCAAUUGACUUUCUUGAAUGUUAUCCAUGUUGUAUCAUGUUUCUGUAGCAGACAAACAAUUCAAUUAUUCCCAGCAAUGCAACAAAGCUGGUUUCCGUCUUCCCCUCGGAGAAAAAAAGAUAGAAGAAAGGGUGAGCGCAUAAAACAAUAUAUUUAUUCUUUUCUUGCUUUCAUCAUAUCAUUCCAAAUGUCAAAGAGUUAGGAGAUGUUACUGUUGUAAAAAAAUUCAUAGUAAUCGUUGGAAGAAAAAUGUCAUCAGUGUCUAGCACAAAAGGGUGCUUAUUAUGAUCCUGUGGUUCUCAGUAAUUGUCUUGUGACCUAUUAAAGUUAAUGAUUGAGUAAUACUGUGACUGUA
Messenger RNA from Capsicum annuum, 2354 nucleotides. Its product is annotated as vacuolar cation/proton exchanger 3. Gene Ontology annotation, cellular component: plant-type vacuole membrane. The coding region runs from base 532 to 1836 and encodes 434 amino acids. Gene Ontology annotation, biological process: intracellular calcium ion homeostasis; calcium ion transmembrane transport. The transcript is spliced from 13 exons. Gene Ontology annotation, molecular function: calcium:proton antiporter activity. The record is from RefSeq and is a predicted model, not a curated record. Lineage: Eukaryota; Viridiplantae; Streptophyta; Magnoliopsida; Solanales; Solanaceae.